Carlito syrichta (Philippine tarsier) is the source of this 529-nucleotide messenger RNA. RefSeq names its product GRB2 binding adaptor protein, transmembrane (gene GAPT). NCBI's taxonomy places the organism in Eukaryota, Metazoa, Chordata, Mammalia, Primates, Tarsiidae. Gene Ontology annotation, cellular component: membrane. The record is from RefSeq and is a predicted model, not a curated record. The transcript has a single exon. The coding region runs from base 1 to 480 and encodes 159 amino acids.
AUGUUGAAAAGCUGGGGAAAUAAUACUUCAGUGGCCAUUUCUGUAGGAAUUUCACUUCUUUUGCUCUUGGUGGCUUGUGGAAUUGGAUGUGUUUGGCGCUGGAAACACCAUGAAAACACACGAUUUACCUUACCGAGUUUUUUGCAGAGGAGAAGCAGCAGGAAAAAAGACUACCAUAAAACAUUUUCCUUGAAUCCCCACAUUAUUGGCUGCAGGCAUAAAAUCUCAGUUGAAACCCAAGAUCACAGAUCUGCCAUCGGGGGAACUGACACACACGACAACUAUGAAAAUGUGGAAGUAGCCCCUCCCAAAGAUAAAGAAGAAACUGAUCAGGAACUCUAUGAAAACACACGGUCCUGUGCAUUCGAGGAGCACAUUUAUGGAAAUGAAACAUCCUCUCCCUAUUAUGACUUCCAGAAGCCCCGUACUUCUGAAGCUCCUCAAGAAGAAGACAUAUACAUUCUUCCAGAUUCAUAUUAGCUUUUCAAAAUAACCGAGUUUUGUUAUUGUAGGAUAAAUAUUCGCUGUG